AUGACGCGGCCAUUCUGCAGCCGGACCUGCGGGCUGUCCGUGGGCCUCUGGUGCCUGUUUGGGGCCCUGAGCUCAGCGCUGGAGACGAGGAACGCCAGGCCCAACAUCGUGCUGCUGAUGGCGGACGACCUCGGGGUGGGCGACGUCUGCCGCUACGGCAACGACACGGUCAGCACCCCGAACGUCGACCGCCUGGCGAGUGAGGGCGUGAGGCUCACCCAGCACCUGGCAGCGGCGUCUGUGUGCACCCCGAGCAGGGCUGCCUUCCUGACCGGCCGGUGCCCCAUCAGAGCGGGCAUGGCGUCUCCCUUCAACCUGAAUCGAGCCCUCACCUGGCUCGGAGGCUCGGGCGGCCUGCCCACCAACGAAACCACGGUCGGCAAGCUGCUGCAGCAUCGCGGCUAUCGCACGGGACUCAUAGGAAAGUGGCACCUGGGGGUGAGCUGCGCGUCUCGGGACGACCACUGCUACCACCCGCUCAACCACGGCUUCGACUACUUCUACGGGCCGCCCUUCGGGCUGCUGGGCGACUGCGAGGCGUCCGGGACCGCCGAGCUGCACCGUGGGCUGCGUGUCAAGCUGUGGGUGUCCAGGGCGGCCCUGGGCCUCCUGCCCACGCUGCUGCUCCUCCCCAAGCUCGCCCGCUGGCUCUCCGUGCCGUGGAAGGUCAUCGCGGCCUUCGCCCUCCUCGCCUUCCUCUUCUUCGUGGGCUGGUAUCCCAGCUACGGCUUCACGCGGCGCUGGAACUGCAUCCUCAUGAGGAACCACGACAUCGUCCAGCAGCCGAUGCGGGAGGGGCGGGUGGCCUCGCUCAUGCUCAAGGAGGCCGUCGCCUUCAUCGACAGGUACAAACGCGGCCCCUUCCUGCUCUCCGUGUCCUUCCUGCACGUUCACACCCUGCUGAUCACCAAAGAGAAGUUUCUGGGGCACAGUAAAUACGGCCUCUAUGGAGACAAUGUUGAGGAAAUGGACUGGAUGGUGGGUCGGAUCCUGGAGGCCCUGGACCGGGGGCGCCUGGCCAAUCACACGCUGGUGUACUUCACCUCGGACAACGGGGGUCGCCUGGAGGUGCAGGAAGGCGGGGCCCGGCUGGGCGGCUCCAACGGCAUCUACAAAGGUGGCAGAGGAAUGGGCGGAUGGGAAGGGGGCAUUCGUGUCCCAGGAAUAUUCCGGUGGCCUACGGUCCUGGAGGCAGGGAAAGUGAUCGACGAACCGACGAGCCUGAUGGACAUUUAUCCGACACUGUCUUACGUAGGUGGAGGGAUUUUGCCCCAGGACAGAGUGACUGACGGCCGGAACCUAAUGCCCUUGCUGGAAGGCAGGGUGUCCCACUCGGACCAUGAGUUCCUCUUCCACUACUGUGGGGUCUACCUGCACACAGCCAGGUGGCAUCAGAAGGACUGUGCGACGGUGUGGAAGGUCCACUAUGUGACUCCCAAAUUCUCCCCGGAAGGAGCGGAUGCCUGCUAUCGAAGUGGAGUGUGUGCGUGUUCUGGUGAUGUCACCUACCACGACCCCCCCCCCACGCUCUUUGACAUCUCCAGAGACCCCUCUGAGGCCCGACCGCUCAGCCCCGACAACAAAGCGCUGUUUGACUCCGUGGUCAGGAAAAUCGAGGCGGCCAUCAAAGAGCAUCGCAGGACACUCACGCCCGUCCCCCAGCAGUUCUCUGUGUUCAACACCAUUUGGAAGCCGUGGUUGCAGCCUUGCUGUGGGACUUUCCCCUUCUGCGGCUGUGACAAGGAAGACACCAUCCUGUCUACCCCUUGGUGA
This is a messenger RNA of Hyaena hyaena (striped hyena), 1773 nucleotides long. It is a transcript of the gene ARSH, whose product is annotated as arylsulfatase family member H. Gene Ontology annotation, molecular function: arylsulfatase activity. The record is from RefSeq and is a predicted model, not a curated record. Lineage: Eukaryota; Metazoa; Chordata; Mammalia; Carnivora; Hyaenidae.